UAAGUUUGUAUCAGGGAUGUAUCAAUCAAAUUAAAAACGACAAAACGUUAUACAAAGAAACAUGGUUACCAUUGAUCACGAUCGCUGAAUUAAGGGCGCUAUUCUUUGAAUAAGAGAAAGAAGCCUGCUUUCAACACGGAUUCCAUAAAAUGUUGUUGCAAGGCAUCUUGGGACUCAAGUACCGAUUUGUGGUAUCAAUUUUAGUUGGAUGGGCCAUCGUCUACGUCAUCAUCUUCUAUCGAGAGCUGUGCCGUUUGGACAUACUAAAAGCAAAUAAUGUUUUUUUCACAAGAGUAAAAUCAAGACAUAAGAAAAGUGUCAUCAUUUCUUUGGAUAGGACAGCAAAUUGUUCGGCAUUAAAUCCAGAUAUUCUUUUAUACAAUAGAAUAUUCAAAACCGGCAGCACUAGUAUGCGAAAAUGGUUUACAAGCUUUCAACAUAAUAGACAAUUUCACUUGGAAUUCGCGACAACUGAACAGUGGUAUGACCACAAGAAAAAACAUGUUUUUCCAGGGAUCAUUGCACGGCAUGCGAAAACAAUGCUUUCAAAAGCGGAAGUGAAACGUUAUAUUUUCAUGGCUCAUUUCUACUUCCGUUCAAGAAUAAAAGUCCCGUAUCAGUAUAUUUACAUAAAUCAAGUUCGCGAUCCGGUUAGACGGGUUAUUUCACAUUUUUUCUACAUGCACAGAAGCAAAAACAGGCCAAAACGGAGACUGCGCGAAAUGCGUCGUAAUGGACAUUUGAAAGAAACCUUUGAACAAUGCCUCAAGCUACAACACGAGGGAUGCGAGAGAAAUGUUAUGACAAGGUUCUUUUGUGGAAAGCACUCGUAUUGCAAAGGAGGUUCAACAAGAGCACUGCAACGAGCAAAAAGCAAUAUAGUUCGUCAUUAUGCAAGUGUUGGGCUGCUUGAGCAUCUUGAUGUCUACAAACAAAUAUUACACAAACGUUUGCCGGGAUUUGUGCCCCAUAAUGCAAUGCAAUAUGUUUUUAAAGUAAAGGUCAACCCUCGAUACAACUCAAGUGAAGUUUCUGAGAAUACGCUGAACGAGAUACGAAAGCUGAAUGCCGCCGAUAUCAAACUUUAUGACUUUAUUCAAAAAAGGUUUUGGCGGCAAGCAAAGGCUUGUGGGAUAUAUACAAACUCGACUAUUUCAGUAUAAGUCAUACAAAGAGGUCCAUUUUUGUAUUUUGACAAAUAAAGAUUGUUUGAAAUUA
This is a messenger RNA of Exaiptasia diaphana, 1218 nucleotides long. Its product is annotated as heparan sulfate 2-O-sulfotransferase 1-like. NCBI's taxonomy places the organism in Eukaryota, Metazoa, Cnidaria, Anthozoa, Actiniaria, Aiptasiidae. The coding region runs from base 150 to 1163 and encodes 337 amino acids. Gene Ontology annotation, biological process: glycolipid biosynthetic process. The record is from RefSeq and is a predicted model, not a curated record. Gene Ontology annotation, molecular function: galactosylceramide sulfotransferase activity. The transcript has 2 exons. Gene Ontology annotation, cellular component: membrane.